Molecule: messenger RNA, 717 nt
Organism: Camellia sinensis
Lineage: Eukaryota; Viridiplantae; Streptophyta; Magnoliopsida; Ericales; Theaceae
Biological process (GO): positive regulation of DNA-templated transcription
Cellular component (GO): nucleus
Molecular function (GO): chromatin DNA binding; transcription coactivator activity
Source: RefSeq, a predicted model, not a curated record
AUGCUGAUCUGUAACUUGCUUUAUUUUCCGCUUCACAUCCAUGAUGAAAAAUUUAACCAACCAAUAUUCUUGUGCAACAAUAUUUCUAGACUUGUGGAGCCUGUCAUCCCAGAUGACCAGCACAGGGCACUGUACUCAACUCAUGCCUUUAAGAUCCUUUUCAAGGAAAGGGGUUUGGGUCGUGACAGUUGUGGAACAUUUGUUCCUCUAUUUUUCAACUUGAUCAAGUUAGUGAGGCAAUAUAACCAACAAUAUGCUUCUAGGGAGGAGCAGCGUGCAGAUCCUUUGCAAGCAGCACAGACUCCAGUGGAUGAAAUGAUGAGACACGCAUAUGUUGAUCCGAAUGAUCCAACAAUAAUUUUUCUACAGCAACCCACUCCAGAAUCACAGCUGAGGCACCGCACGUAUCACUCCCAGCCUGUUGAACAUUCAAUAGUUUUUCUAUAUGCUUUUUUUAUUCAUAGGAAAUAUAAUUCCUGUUCUUAAGACACCAUCUUAAUGCUAUAUAUUGGAUUGUAUAUCUUUUCUUUUAACUAGAUGAUAUGCUUGAGGCAACUUUCGGUAUUGUGAAUUAUGUGAAAUAGGAUCUUUGUGUGCUGGGUUAUUAGAGGUUUGUGGUGAAUAAAAUAACAUCCUCAAAAAUAUCGUAUAAAUGAUUUGUAAAAAAAUGGAUUUGAGUGUUGUGUGAUAUUGUAGCCACCAUUUUUUGUUUUUCUA